Messenger RNA from Drosophila persimilis, 2078 nucleotides. RefSeq lists its product as uncharacterized. The transcript is spliced from 3 exons. Lineage: Eukaryota; Metazoa; Arthropoda; Insecta; Diptera; Drosophilidae. The record is from RefSeq and is a predicted model, not a curated record. Bases 272 to 634 code for a protein of 120 amino acids. Gene Ontology annotation, molecular function: calmodulin binding.
AUAUACGUUUUUAACCAAAUUCACAGGCUCAAACGAGGCCAGUUUCACAAAUCCAGCGAAGCGUUCGGUUCAAUAGGUUCCCUUCGGAAAGCAAGCCCCAUAACUCCCAGAAAAGGAAAGUGCGCGCCAUUGAGAAUAUUUGAAAUAUAGUGAAGUAAAGCGAGCCAAUAGUUUGCCCGAGUUUUCUGCUGAGCAUUCUCAAAGGAGAGCAAAAGCAAAAGCCGCAACAAAAAUUCAAGCCGUCUUUCGAGGCCACAAAGUGAGAGAAACCAUGAAAAAAUCGGAAACCAAAACUGUGACCAACAAUGGGGCCGCCGCAAGUGCUGCAGGAGUCGAGGAGGCAGCCGGCUCCUCGGCAGAACAGACCAAGGCAGAGCUCGAGGCUGAGUUUGAUCCGAACGACAAAGAGCUCUGCCAUGCAGCACUGAAGAUUCAGUCCACAUUCCGUGGCCAUUUGGCACGCAAGCUGGUCAACAAGGACGCGCCCGAGGACGAGGACAUCCAGGAGAUAACCAAGAAGGUGGCCGAGGAAUUGGACAUAGAUCUGACCGAUCCGGAGUUGAACAAGGCCGCCACCAAGAUCCAGGCCUCGUUCCGCGGCCACAAGACACGCAGGGACACCCAGCCCGAAUAAGGGAAUCACGAUUUGAAUUUUGUUGGUCAUGGCUUAAAGGAAUGCAAGUCACUGAAAAAAUAUAGAAAAAUACAAAUUAAAAAAAAAACAAGAAAAAACAACAAAAAAUUGGUAAAUUGUAAAUGUGCAAAAGGCCGAUCGAGACGAGGGCACACAGUUGUAAUCUUUUAAGUGAAUGUACGUUUAACUAAAUGGAAAACCAAAGAAAAUCUCAUAAUAACUAUACAAUACAUAUUAGCUACCAUAAGGAUGAUUUUGCUUAGCUUUAAAGAGCUGAAGGGAGCAUUGUUUGAUUUUCGGGCUUUUCUUGCUAGUUGAAUGUUUCUCAAUUAAUCGGAAAAACUGAGUUAAUUAAUAUUUAAUUAAAUUUAAUUUCGGUUUUCGAACUUAGGAUCUACCAAAGCAAUCCCAAAACAGUAACUAAACCUUAACUAAAGCUAACUAAAAACUAAAAACGUUUAAAGAAAACAAGUUAAAUUUGCAAAGUAAUACUAAAUGUUACAAUAACAAAAAUGGUAAUGGUAAUUAAAGGCACGAUGUUCCAUAAAAUAAACAUUUAUUGUAGACAAAUCGACAAAUGCAAGGAAAAUGCUGAACAAAUUUUUGGGAAAACAUUUUUCCGUUUUGUCUGGCCAAAGCCAAAAGUCAAAGAAAUUUAAUUGUACCUACAUGAAGAUAUAUAAAAACAUAAACAUAAACACGAAGAACAUGAAUUAUAACCGAUGAAACUCGAUGUUGUUGUUUCACAUUAGGGGUAUCCGAGCAACAGGAAGCAGCUACGAAACGUCAACACACAACAAUUUUUCAGCCUCUGGGCUCUCUAUAUAUAUACAUAUAUAUACGAGUAUGUAUGGAAACUGAUGGAUGGAUAAACCAAAGCAAAUCGAAAGGCGAUAACUAAUCUGGUGGCACAAUUUUCGUUUUUCUACCAAGGGUAUUACCAAUUUGUCUACUUAACUAGAGAAGAAAACACAUAUAGCCGAAAGGGAAGCCCCAAAAAAGACAGCGGGGAAACUGAACCACAUAUACUUAUAUAACUAUACAAACCAAAUACAAGUAUUAGAGCAAGUUGAAUUGGUAAACUUUUAAGCUACAGCCCGGAACCGGGAGCCUAAGCCACUACAUAAAUGUUUAAAAUUCAAAUUAAUUAAUGUAAACUAACGGAGAGAAUUGAAAUUACGAGUAUAUUAGAGAUCAACGUCAAAUUCAAUUAAAUUGCAUAUGAAAACCAGCAUCUACAGGCAUCUAAGCCAGCAAAUGGGUAAGGCAGAUACAUAUUUGUGGAUAACUGAAGGAGAAAACAGGAUUAAACAGAUACAAAUGACAGCAUACCUAUUAUACAAGAUGAAAAACCAACAAAAACCAACAAAAACCAAAAACCAAAAACCAAAUGUGUCCCAACUAAAUUUUAAUUGAGUAAUAAAGUAAAUACAAUAAAAGUAAU